This is a messenger RNA of Rubroshorea leprosula, 633 nucleotides long. The record is from the annotation of a GenBank genome assembly. NCBI's taxonomy places the organism in Eukaryota, Viridiplantae, Streptophyta, Magnoliopsida, Malvales, Dipterocarpaceae.
AUCUUCGACUCCGAGAAGAAAGAAAGAACCCAUCUCUGUCCGUCCUCCAUGUUGAAUCCCACAACAGGAUGGACUACGCUCUUCUCACCUCCGUUUUUACCAACUGUCUUCAAGCACUCAAGUAAACCCCACCCAAACCCUAACAGCUGUUCGCCAAUAAUCUCCACCUUUCGAGCUCUCAGAUUGGGCUAUGAACCAAGAGCCGAGCUAGGCCCCGUCUGUUGCGCAAGGCGGAGGUCAGGUAUGAAGAAGAGGAAGAAGAAGAAGAAGAAGAAUAUGAGUAUAAUAAGGAGAUUGCGAUGCUUGAAUUGUACACUCAAUCUGCCCCAGGAGAGGCAGUUCUUGUGCACGCACUUCUGGAUCAGGAAGAGGUAGAAGUGCUUAUUUUUAAGGGGUUCUCCUCAUGCUUGAGCCACGGAACCUCACCUGACCCAUCAAGAAGUGUUGUUCCAGCCAGGGCGGUAAUAAAGUCCAUUGACAGAAUCAAAGGACCAUUUAAUCCCUGGAAUAUAGAAUAUCUAGAGAAAGACCUCAAUUGGGACUCCUUCAAGGCACGCCUGUCUGUUUCCUAGUAAUCUCUUACAAUAAACUUAGGAGAUUCAUUGAAAAAAUCAAUAAACUAGGUAGCACUUU